GGCCAAAUAUCUAUAUUUAAACAUUGGGGGAACAAAAUGAAAUAUAAAAGAAUCUUGCAGAGUAAUUUAUUAAUUAUGUAAGAGUUAUGAUCGGGUUCGAGUUAGGGUUCAAUCUCGGGUUUAGAUCAACCCGAUUCACAACACCGCAUUGAAAUUGGAGUCUCUCAAGUUCCGUGGCGUCAAAAAUGGCGUCAGGUGAUCGGAAAUCCCCAGAACAAACGAAUCAACCGUUGUCUCCUCCAACGCCGAUUGUGCAAGAAACCGGAACUCCGACGAAGCGUGUGUUGAUCACUUCCCUUUUAGCAGGAGUAAUUGGUGGAGGAGCUGGUUUAGUGUCGAAACACCGGAUAGCUCAUCCCAAUAUACCUACUGUUUACGCUACUAAUUGUGCUAUUGUCGCUGGUUGCUAUUGCGGAGCUCGUGAAUCUGUGAGAAUAACUCGAAGAUCAGAACACGAUGAUUUAAUGAACUCAGCUAUUGGAGGACUUUUCAGUGGUGCUUUGCUUGGACGACUUCAAGGAGGUCCUCAGGGUGCGAUUCGCUACUCUCUAGUUUUUGCUGCUGUAGGCACAGCAUUUGAUUAUGCUUCCCUUAAAGCAAAACCAAUGUUAGAGAGCUACCGUAACAUGGAGUCAUUCAAGUUACCUGAAUGGUCUCCUAUUAAAGUCCUCGACGAAGAAGCCUUAGCAAAGAAGAAAGCUCAGGAAGAGAAAAUAUUCCCCGAAAGAGUGCUCGGCAAAUUAAACAAGGAAUAGUCUUGACCAACUUAGAUUAUUUCCUUGUUUUUCCCCCAUAAAUUACUGAGGUUUGCAUUUUCUUUCUGGGUUUGUUGUUUCGUGAAAGUAAUUCCAGACCUUUUGGAUGAGACUUGAGGAGGAUUUUGGUUUUUCGAGUUUCCUCAAGGUAAAAUUUUUCUUGAGACAUAAGAAAACAUCUUUGUAUGUUGACCUACCAUAAAGCGUAUAUAUUCAUGGUUUAUUAUGGGCA
This is a messenger RNA of Arabidopsis lyrata subsp. lyrata, 987 nucleotides long. RefSeq lists its product as uncharacterized. Lineage: Eukaryota; Viridiplantae; Streptophyta; Magnoliopsida; Brassicales; Brassicaceae. The transcript is spliced from 4 exons. Gene Ontology annotation, cellular component: TIM22 mitochondrial import inner membrane insertion complex. Gene Ontology annotation, biological process: protein insertion into mitochondrial inner membrane. The record is from RefSeq and is a predicted model, not a curated record. The coding region runs from base 186 to 755 and encodes 189 amino acids. Gene Ontology annotation, molecular function: transmembrane protein transporter activity.